AUGGUUGGUAUAUUAAAGAAUCCUUUGCCCGAUCGAAACGGUGAGUCAGAAGAGCCCGAAUCCAUCUCCGAGUUCAGAAAGCAAGUUUACAAGAAUACUCAGCUAAAUGCAAAGCUUACUUCUAAAGCCCAAAACAACGGGAAAAGUACAAGUAAGGCGAAUGCUGCGUCGCCGAAGAGGCCCGUGGUUCCUAGGGAUACGCUCAGUUUGAAGCAUCAGCACGAUACGCUAUCACAGGCCGAAGAGGAAAAGCUAAAAUGGAAUCAGCAAAACCUGGCUGAGAACGACAUAGCCAAGCUAGAAUACAAGGAUAUCAACAUUGACGAGCCUAAAACUCCAUACCAGGGUGCCGUCGACCCUACUGGCGAGUACUACCGCGACGACGACGACGAGCUUGAGAGCUUGUCGCUCGGCGAGCCAGUCGUGGAAAUGCCUCAAUCGGACAGCGAUAAUUCUAGUAGCAGUGGACCAAGUGAUGCGGAGCCAUCCGCAGAAGAGUCCGCAGAAGCUAAGCACAGGCGGUUCGAGGAGCUGCGCAAAAAGCACUACAAUGUCAAGGAAGCGCUGAAAGCACAGCGCCAGAACCUGGACGACGAGGAACUCGAAGAUGAAGAUUAG
Lachancea thermotolerans CBS 6340 is the source of this 618-nucleotide messenger RNA. RefSeq names its product PP1-complex regulatory subunit GLC8 (gene GLC8). The transcript has a single exon. The record is from RefSeq and is a predicted model, not a curated record. The coding region runs from base 1 to 618 and encodes 205 amino acids. Gene Ontology annotation, molecular function: protein phosphatase inhibitor activity. Gene Ontology annotation, biological process: regulation of signal transduction. Lineage: Eukaryota; Fungi; Ascomycota; Saccharomycetes; Saccharomycetales; Saccharomycetaceae.